This is a messenger RNA of Lingula anatina, 6249 nucleotides long. RefSeq lists its product as uncharacterized. The record is from RefSeq and is a predicted model, not a curated record. Gene Ontology annotation, biological process: mitotic cytokinetic process; centriole replication; regulation of cilium assembly. Gene Ontology annotation, cellular component: centriole; centrosome. Lineage: Eukaryota; Metazoa; Brachiopoda; Lingulata; Lingulida; Lingulidae.
CACAAUUCAGUGAUGUUUUUGCUAUCAUCGCCGUGAAGUUUCAGUUUUAUUUUUCUGAACACCACCCUCUACAGUAGUGUACAAUGAACUAAUGUCGCAUUUCCAAUAGCUGCCAAUUUUUUGGCUAAAACCAGCGGUCCAUUGUACACUUCUCGCUACUGUACCCCUGCUGUUUUCAGCAAAUAAAAAACGGGAUGAUAUCACAGUGACUAUCGGACAAGAGAGAGCCCUGAAUUUCAGGGUCCAAUGCUUAUGGACACCCUCCGCCAUUUGUCAAACUGUUUGAUGGGGAAAAUCUUGUAUUCAGCCCGAUACCCUAGUCUCAGCUGGCGGAGGAAUAUAUAGGUCGCCUCGUUUCCGAAUCAAAACAAGUGCGUUCCCUAUCGAAAACGAGGCUGGAAAUGUUGCAACGGAUUUCGAAUCUCGCCAAGGCACAGACCUCUUCAUAUUCAGUAUCACCUUUCACCUGUCACAUGUAGACGCGUGCACCAACUGUAAACAUGGACCCGCACAUGCGAAACACCACACCACUCUCUGAUGCAGACACAGAAGAACUGCUGAGUGGCGUUGAACCUAUCAGUAAUGUUAGCAGCCUGCAUUCAUCUCCCAAACUCAGCCCCUAUGCCAGCCCAAAUUAUCCCCUGAACCCAGCUAGCUCAGAGGCUGUUACUUAUAAAGGUAGACUUGGAGAUAUAGGGAGCCCACAACUAGCAGCAAGGAAAAAACUAGGUGCUGCUGGAACUUAUGACAGAUAUUCAAGUGAUGGUCCAAGGUCAUUGCCAAAUACUCCACUACCCUCUCAAGAAAGAGGCGCUACCAUUUCCACCUCUUCUGCCUAUCUUAUAGACUUGACAAAUGUUGACAGAUCGAGAUCUAGGUCUCUGAAUGCUGUUGAUAAACCCAGUGUAAACUUUGAUGUGAGAACUGAGUUGUUUGGGGACACACAGCGAGGGUCAAGGGAUGUUGAUAGAGACAAGAGUUUAAGUGAGUUGAGAGUAGAGACCAGUGGUUUAGAGGAUAACAGACAGGGGUCAAGGUCACCAGUAACUGACAGUCACAUACGGAACAGACCUAGGAGCCCAAUAAGAGACGUCCUUAGUCCUAGAAAUGACCCUAGACCAUCAAGAGAUUACACAAGAACAACUUUGGAAAUAGAUCAGGGACAUUCUGGAAGUAGGUCAAGGUCAGAGCUGCCAAAGUCACAGGACCAGUCCUCAUACUCUGAUGUUUACUCUGCACCAAGCUGCAGUGCAUUAAAAUCACAAAACUUUGAUUCUGCUUUGGUAAUUGGUGUCACUGGGACACCUCCCAGGUCUCAAACUUCUCCGGUGAGUGACGUUGUCACCAGUAUGGGGUCAAAAAGUAAUUCUGCGGAGAAACUGUACGCUGAAAUUAGGACAGGCAGGACACUAUCGCCCAGCACCACUAGGGGCUCUGCCAGUCACGUCAGUGGUGGCAGUAUCCGCCAAGACAGGCUUCCUGUGUCAACUGCACACAAGAGUGAAAAUAGGCUGACUUCAUCUGAUAGGUCAACAGGUCAAACGUAUAGGUCAGAGAGCACAAGGUCAAGGUCGUCACCACCAAGGACCACAACCUCGUCAAGGCCAUUGUCACCGCCCAGGUCUCCUUUACAGUCCAGGUCUGUAUCCCCUCCAAGGUCACCUUUACUGCACAGGUCAAGGUCACCACCAAGGUCAGCACAUUCACCACGUCCAAGGUCACCGCCACUCAGGUCACCUUUACAGUCAAGGUCAAGGUCACCUUCAAGGUCGCCAGUGAGAGGUUCUGUAGGGGAUGUCUCCUCUGAUCCCACCAGUUAUAGCCACAGAGCACAUGUCAAGGACCCUCAGUCCAGCAAUGUUUCAUCCUGGAAUAAUCCCAGAAAUUCCAGGAGUCGAGAGGAUUCCUGGAGGGUUUCCAGAGCCGAGGACCAGCAGGGCGGGGGUGGUGGAAGGAAGGGGGGUCUCAGUCAGUCCCCGGGGGUGGCAGCAGCCCAGGCCACCAUUCAGGGGUUACUGCCCCCAUCUGGAGGAGAAAUGAAGGAUGUCAGCCAUGUUACCAGUGACAGUAUUAGAGAGAUGGAGCAGGUCAGAGGUCAUCUGAACACCAUGCUGAAGACCAGUGUACAGAAUGUACUGGACAAGUCGACAUUUGACCCUGUGGAUGACGUGACCAGCUUGCUGGACAGUACGACGGUGGACAGUCCAGGCACCGACCUCACCUCUCACCUCGAGAAGGUCCUGGGACUUCCCCCAGGGUGGGGCACGGAGAGAGGGGGCCCCAGGGGUGGCAGUGGUCACUCCAGAAGCAGUGGGUACAGGAACGAUGUGACUUUGCUGUCAGAGAAUCAAGUGUUGAGAGAGACUCUGGAGAAGGAACGGUACAGAAGGAAGCACUGUGAAAGGCAAAUACAGCAUCUACAGAGUAAGAUGUUGGAGACGCAGCAGCAGCUGGCAGUGGCAGUGUCCACAGACAAGAAGAAAGACAUCAUGAUAGAACAACUUGACAAGACCCUGGCCAAGGUAGCAGAGGGCUGGAAGAGAAGAGAAGCAGAGAAAGAAGACUUCCUGGCAAAACUGAAUGCCGAGAAACAAGCUGCAGAAAAGGCACUGGCAGAGCAACAGGAGAUGUUGAGCAAGUUUGAAAGAGAGAUGCAGAAAGCUGUAGAUGAUUUGACUGCAGAGCAAAAGAGGGCAGCACUAGCUGAGAAGGAAAGAAAGCAACAGCUCAUCCGCCACGAGGAAGAAUACGCCAUCAUUACAGAGUCCUUGGAGGCUGAGCGUGAUUGCGCCCGUAGAAUGGAGUCUGAGAGGGACAGGGCGGUGGAGGGGAGAGAGCAUGUGGCCAAACAGCUGGAGAGCCUUCAGGAGACACUGAAUGAGGAGAGGACAGGAUGGCAGAAGAGAGAGCGUGAGAUUGGGCAGCAGCUAGAGGAGCUGACUACGACACAGGACAGAAUUGUACAGCAAGAGAAGAGCAAAGCAGAGGAGCAUAUGAAGAUAGCACAGGAGAGUCAGGACGUUCUUGCCUCUGUACAGAAAGAACUUCAACAGCUGAAGAUAGACCUGGAUACAGCGUGUAGAGAGAGGGAUCACCUGAAGGUAGAGAUGGGUCUGUCCGAGGCCAGGCUGGAGAACGCCAAACGUAAACUGGAGGCUGACUUGCAGUCCGACCUAGAAAAACAGACGACUUCCAAACUGGCUGAGGUGCACGAAAAGAUGGCGCAAUCGGAGGGAAAGAUAAGGGAGGAGCAUCGCAAACAGGUCCAGGAGUUGAACCAGCGCCACAGCACAGAGAUGGCGCGGCAGCUGCAGUCAUUUAACCAGGAACUUCAGAGGAAGGAGGCCCAGACCAAGGAACAGUUGCAGGCCUAUGAAGACAGGCUGUCACAAAUGAGGGCUGCUUUGGCAGAGGAGAGGGAGUCCAAGCAGAAGUUAGAGAGUGCUAGGAGAGAAAUGACAGGAAAACUCCAAGAGCUGCUCCAGGGUCACUGCAGUGAUGCUUUGAGUAUUCUGAGCAGGAGCAACUCAACACAGCCUCUGCAGUCUCAACUAACACAUUCAGCACAAUCACAACCCAGGCAGUCACACCUAACACAAUCUGACCUGUCACAACCAACACAACUAGGACAGCAGUCUCACCUAACACAAUCAGGGCAGCUGAGCUUCACGUCCACUCUGCCAGGCAGUGUCCAGAGCAGUCCAGACAAGGAGGAUGCCUUCAGCCUGUACACCAGUCGGAGCAUUCCGUCCAGACUGACCAGCAGGGGUCAGGAGGGUCAGUCUUUGGCCCAAGGAGCACUGGACAUCCCCAGUGACAGAGUGGCACCCAUUAAUAAGUUUUUAAAGAGUUUUCCAGUGGAGAAGGGGGGUAGUAUUAGCAGCUCAGCAGAUUUAAGACCAAGAGGUGGUUUUGACCUAGAUUCCAGCAUAGCCACUGUGCGAUCUGCUAACUUGCCACACACGUCUUCCGUCCAAGGUUCUUCCGUCACCCCAAGUUUCAACUCGCUCAAUUUCCAAUCCCAGGAUCCUGAUGGUGUCCUUCUGCCAAAUUCAUCAGUACACGGUAGCUCCCAGCUAGGGACUUCCAUUCCGUAUCAAGGUGCCAGCUCUUUGAAUUAUCAGCAACCAUCCAGAGCUGUUCCAUCUAAUGGUGGUGCUGGAUCCAUGAUUUAUCAGCAACCGGGGAAUUUUGUUCAAUCUGCAGGUGCUGGAUCUUUAAAUUAUCAACAGCCAGGAAGUGCAAAUUAUCAGCAACCAAAUGUGACUUCUUCUGGGGCCCAAUCUUUUAUUUAUCAACAACCACUUUUGAAUCUCGGUGCUGCUCCAGUAUCUUCUGCUUCCCAGCAGCUUCCAUUUUCGGUGCCACACAAUCAGGGUAAUGUCUCAGUUCCCCUGACAGGAAAACCGGGUGGCUAUGCCUCCAUGUCAACAUCAGGAUAUUCUAGCGUACAAUCAGAGCUUCCACAACAGCAGUUGCAGCAACGACAACAAUUAAACCAACAACAACAUUUUAAUGUAAACCAAUCAGUAGGACAAUACCAGAACAUGACUCAGCAAAAAAUGGCGGAUCUCCAGAGGUGGAUCCAGCAGCCUCAGCAAGGGUCAGCUCCUGAUCAGGGGUAUGCCUCAGCAGGACCCUUUUCUGGCUCAGUUGCAACGUUUCCUGGGAUGACUCAGCAGAAAAAUAUGGGGGAAUUUUCCUCACUGCAGGGCUACCAUGACGAGACCGCUAGUACUUUUGAUCCACAGCAGCUGAAUAACACAGACCUCAGCAUGCAUCCUCUGGAUGACACCGCAAGUGUUAUAUCAUCUUUGAAGGGGGCAGCUGAGGACUACAGUCACAUCUCAGACAAAUUUGAUGCACAUGAAUCCAGGCAGAAUGAGCUGAGGCACUAUAUCAAAGUGUUGCUAGGCAGGUCACCAGGAAGUCCACUCCAAGACCCAGCACAGCCAGGGGAAGAUGACAAUCAAGAUGAGUCCAAAGCCCCAGUACCAGCCCCCCAGCAGGACCCCAGGGUAGGACCAGGAGGAGAGACCAGCGCCAGGAGGCCUCCACCGCGCACCAUGGCGUUCAUGAAGAGUGUGAUCACAGACCAGAAAGAGACGCAGAAACCUCCACUGAAACAAGCCCCACUCACUGUGGAACAGGUAGACGAGAUCACCAGACUACUGGAUGUGUACAGGGGGAAUGGGGAACCACAGGGUCAAGGUCACAGUGAAGGUCAAGGUCAUCAACCCAGUGAGGAAGUAAUCUCCUACCUGAGAGGUGUCCAGGGAAAAUCUCAACAAGGUCAAAGUCCACCCAGCAGGGGACCUUCCCAGCAUGCAGCAGGGCGGGGUCACCAGAGGUCAAGUAGUCCCAAGGCCAGGAGACAACUUGAUCAGAACUACUCUCAGGGGACAGAGCCAAGGUGGCAGUCACACGAGAGAAAGAAAUCGUCCCAGCAGCCAGGCAGAGUUGUGAAGAGCCAGCAGGUCAAGAAAGUGGAGAAACCAAAACCUGGAACAGUGAAAACCAGUGCCAGAAACUCCUUGCCUGUGUGGAAGUGACGGGGUAAUGCAUUCUACUGAUCAGACAGCUCCACAGGUGUCUCAUUUUGUUGAUAAUUAUCACAUGAUGUGAAGCUAACAUGACAGUGCCUUGUAAAUACACCUAAAAAAUCAGGACUUACACAGAAUUUGAGUGUAAAAUAUUAUUUAAUCAUUAUGCUUUUGUAUAUAAACGUCAGUGGACAAGAGAAAUACAUAUCAAUUGUAAAUAGCAGGCCUGAUAAUGUUUAGUAACAUGAGUGAAAGAUGCGGUAUUAUUUAUGUACAAAAUGAUGUGUAUAUGCACCUCACCUUGCCAGCGUCUUUAAGUUAUAGAAAUUACAGAAUUUUUUAAUGGAAUCAAAAUAAUACAAGGUAUCGUUAACCUUCAUACAACAUGUAUAAAAUCUUAUUCAAAACAAUAAGAUCAUCCAUGCAUUAGGUGAUAUUGAAAAACACUGAAAAAGUGAUACACUGUUUUAACUAAACAAAUAUAAUUUCUUUUACUUAUCAUUUUGCAUGUUUUGAUUUUCUUGUAUGAAACAGGUUUUUGUAAAUUCUGAAAUAUCUGCAUGUUAUAUAUUCAACCAGCAGCUUAAGUUGUGCUAUUAAAUGUGAAAAGAUUAAGAACCUGUCCAGCUGUAUUGGUUCCAUUUGUAUUUGUAAUAUUUAUUGAGAGUAUUUGUAUUAUAGAAAUUUGAUAAUUUUGUAAAACAAU